Messenger RNA from Mobula hypostoma (lesser devil ray), 2376 nucleotides. It is a transcript of the gene poglut2, whose product is annotated as protein O-glucosyltransferase 2. The transcript has 10 exons. Lineage: Eukaryota; Metazoa; Chordata; Chondrichthyes; Myliobatiformes; Myliobatidae. The coding region runs from base 262 to 1758 and encodes 498 amino acids. Gene Ontology annotation, cellular component: endomembrane system. The record is from RefSeq and is a predicted model, not a curated record. Gene Ontology annotation, molecular function: glucosyltransferase activity; protein binding.
CUGGCGCUCAGGGUGCGCAUCGACGCCCAGGUGCUGUGUGGCUGAAACGCGAAGUAUGGUCGCAGGAUCUUGUUUAUAAAUAUUUUUUUGAAGACGUGGUAAACAGCGCGAAACUGGGCAAAUGAGUUACAAAAUAUUGACUUGGUGUAGUUUAAAGUUGAAAUAUUAAUUUAGCAGCGAACUUCAGACUUUCUUUCAUUGUACCAUACGUCGAAGCUAUUUUCUCAUUUCAUUGCAAGCAGUAAAAAAACUUAUUUUACAAUGUCAGAAAAGUGGUUAUUUUACAUUCUUGUUAUAAUAACGAGUUCUGCAACUGAGAACAUAACUAAAGUAAGUCCAAAGAGAAGUCUAGUAUGGGGUCCUGGUCUGGAUGCAAACAAAGUACUUCCAGCUCGCUAUUUCUUUAUUCAGGCUGUUGCAGAAGACCAUGUCAACUUUACUACUUCACCAGGUGAAGACACAUUUACAGUGAGCUUUAAUUCCCCGGGUGAGGAAUUCACUCGCAUUUGGGUGCAAGUGUUGGAUCGGAAGGAUGGAUCUUUCCUUGUCAGAUACAGAAUGUAUUCAAGUUACAGGGAUCUGGUAAUUGAGAUUAAGUUCCAAGAUGCUCAUGUUGCUCAGUCACCAUAUUUUUUAAAAGGCUAUGUGUACCAUGAAUCCUGUAACUGUGCACAAGAAGAUGGAAACAAAUGGUACAGGGAUAUGCAGUGUCCUCUGUCUUUUCCACAGAUUCAACGAGAUCUGGCUCAUUUUCCUUUUGUCGAUCCAGAUCGCAAUGCUAUAGAAAUUGCAAAAAGAUUUGGCCAAAGACAAAGUCUGUGCCAUUACACAAUAAAAGAUAAUAAGGUUUAUGUGAAGACAUUUGGAGAACAUGUUGGCUUUCGGAUUUUCAUGGAUUCCAUCUUGUUGUCUCUGACUCGGAAGGUAAAGUUACAAGAUGUAGAGUUCUUUGUAAAUCUUGGAGAUUGGCCUUUAGAAAAGGGAAAAAUUACAGAGAAACUUCACCCUAUUUUCUCAUGGUGUGGGUCAGAAAAUACAAGAGAUAUUGUGAUGCCAACAUAUGAUAUUACUGAUUCAGUUCUAGAAACUAUGGGACGAGUAAGUCUGGAUAUGAUGUCUGUACAAGCCAAUACUGGUCCUUCCUGGGAAAACAAAAAUCAUACUGCAUUUUGGAGAGGACGAGACAGCCGACGAGAGCGCUUAGAACUUGUAAAACUUGGGAUCAAGCACCCUGACUUAAUUGAUGCUGCAUUCACAAAUUUUUUCUUUUUUCCCCAUAAUGAGAGCCUUUAUGGUCCAAUUGUAAAGCAUGUGUCAUUUUUUGACUUCUUCCAGUAUAAGUAUCAAAUAAACAUUGAUGGCACCGUUGCUGCAUACAGAAUGCCUUAUUUGCUGGCAGGAGAUAGUGUCAUUCUAAAGCAAGAUUCCACCUACUACGAGCAUUUCUACAAUGACCUGAGACCAUGGGAACAUUACAUUCCAUUUAAGAGUGAUUUGAGUGAUCUUCUGGAUAAAAUUCAGUGGGCAAAAUCUCAUGAUAAAGAGGCCAAAAUGAUUGCAAAAGCUGGACAAGACUACGCUAGGAACAAUCUUAUGGCAGAUCACAUCUUUUGUUAUUAUUUUAAACUUUUCCAAGAAUAUGCUGAUCUUCAAAUAAAUGAGCCUAAGAUUAGGGAUGGCAUGGAACUAGUGGACCAUCCAAAAGAUGACCUUUUCCCUUGUGUGUGUCAUAGAACAAAGUCUAGAGAUGAACUUUGACCUGAAAAGUCCCAAAGACGACAAUAGAGCAAUUAGCUUCUACAACCUAUUGGAUUCUUGUGUAGCUGCAUCAAUAUUCAUAUAAUAAUAUGCAAUUGGGAACACCCAGAAGAUCCUCUACAGGCUGCUGCUAUAAGUGCCUCUACAAUAGGAUUUGACCCUAUUGUAAAAAUAUACCUCGUAUUUGCCACAAAACUGUUAUUCCGCUGCAUAAAAUAUUUGUUUAUUAAUCUGUAGCCACUAAAAUAGUUUAGUUUACCGAAACUUAAGCAGUUUACAUGUAUCUUAAAAAUAUUGUUAUGCAGUAAAUAAAAGGGUAUGCCAGAAGUAGUUCAUGGAUUGGAAAAUAAAACUUUUUAAGGGCAAUGUGAUCUAUUUUGUAGCUAAUGGAUUUUGAUAUAUGUAUUGGUUUGAUUGAAUCAACUUCAAAUCAUAUGAAGAUGAAAGUUAUAUGCAUUUGUGCACAUACUCAGUUUUUCUUGUGAUGUGUUUCAAAGAUAUUCAGGUGUAUUCAUUGGAAGCACAAUUGACCAAGAAAUAUAACUAUUGAUGAUUUUGUAAUAUUGUCUCAAUAUUUGAUGUUAUGAAGUGGUUAGCUGACUAUUAAUCUUUUUUUAA